This is a messenger RNA of Adineta ricciae, 1989 nucleotides long. NCBI's taxonomy places the organism in Eukaryota, Metazoa, Rotifera, Eurotatoria, Adinetida, Adinetidae. The record is from the annotation of a GenBank genome assembly.
AUGCAUCAUCGAUAUGGCAGUAGUAGCAACAACUCUUCGAUAUCAUCAUCAAGUCAUGGAAUGUUUCUCGGUACGGCAAGAGAAAAGCGAGAAAAACUAUUAAGAAAAGCUUAUUUCAAUCAACAUCGCAACGGAUCGUAUGCAGGUUGGCAGCCUCAUUCUCCACCACCACAGCCCGUACCAGAAGCGUUGUCUCCGGAUUUUCGAUACUUUCGUCAUCAUUCAAAUCCUCGUACACACAGUGUCGAUAGUGUUUCAUCGUCAACAACUACGACAACUGCGACUCUUCCGAUAUUUGAACAACAUAUGCCACGUACCGCAAGUCAAACGAGUUUGAAUAUGAAUCGUGCAAGUCCCUGUCCAUCGGAUAUGUCAUUUUCUUAUUCAAAUCCGAAAUAUUUCGUUCGAACAGCUGUCUUUCGUCCAACUUCCACUCUGCCCAACAAAGCACCAUUACACUAUGAAAACGUUCUACAACCUUCACUAUUGGACGAUAAACAUCGAUAUGGUUAUAAUAAUGAUGAAACAACAUUUCGUUCACCUACACCAGGACCAGAUUUUUCAACCGUUCGCACUGAUUCGAUCACUCUUGAUGACUUAAUCGAACGUAUAACUCCAACAUCAAACUGUACACCAGAAAUCACGUUCCUCUAUCCAACUCUUCUCUGCGUUCGAACGCAUCUCAAUCCGACUUUACUAUUUAAUCAAAUAGCAAGAACAGUGUUUAGUAAUCUCGCACACAUUUUUCAAGAACAACGAACGAAUUUGAUUUUAAAUUAUCUGACCAUGUUGAUACAUUGGACGAAAACUUUCUCAUAUGAUUUUCGAACACCAACUCUGAUGAAUCAACUCGACUGUGUGACAAAUCAAAUCAUUAAACUCGAUCCAAUGUUUACUCCAAAUAUAAAACUACUUCUAUCCGACAUUUCAACAAAACUAAACAUUCUCGAACGAUACGAACAAUAUUUACAAUUAAUUGAAAACGAAAUAUCCAAUCGUUUAACAACUUCAGCGUUAACUACGGAUAUUUACGAGCAAUGUCCAUGUCCGAAAGAAUUCGCACAUCAAUUAACCCAUAUUGAAUUAGAUCGGUUGAAAGCUAUUGGUGCUGAAGAGUUCAUUCACAUGCGUUCGUCUGAUUCAUCAUCGACGUCAGAUGCAGAAUCGAAAAAAUCGUCUUCCUCGCUACCGUGGACAUCUUGUCUCGAAGCUUAUAUCAACUGGAGUAAUCGUUUAUCAUUGUUCGUUACCACCGAGAUCAUCAAACAUUUAAAGCGACACAUACGUGUUAAACUUUUGAAUUAUUUUAUUGAUGCAGCUUUAGAAUGCUUUAAUACCGGAAAUUUCAAUUCAAUGAUGGGAAUUUUAGGCGGUCUAAAUAUGUUGCCAGUUAAACGUUUGAAGAAAACGUGGAGUAAAGCCAAUCGUGCCAAAUUAGAUACAUUAGAAAAGUACAUGAAUCCAAGUAAGAACUUCUGUAUAUAUCGAUCGAUUGUGAAAGCAGCAAUGCAACGAGCUGAAAAACAUCAUUGGCAAUCGGGCAUGGUCAUUAUACCAUUUUUGAGCAUCUUUUUGCGCGAUGUGUAUUUUAUCAAAGUUCGCUCAUCGGAUAUAAUUAUGAAUGACAAUGGAAAGGAAGAACUUAAUCUAAAGAAAUUUUAUAUUCUUGCUCGAUUUAUUUCCGAAGAAUUUAUGCGAUGCAAAUCGAGUAAAUGUUCGUUUACUCGUUAUGAAAGCAUUAUCAAUUAUGUUGUUACUAGUCCUGUGUUCAGUGAAGAUUCAUUGAUGGCAGCAAGUUUCGAGUGUGAACCACCAGAAACAGAUAAUGAUCGUGAUCAAUUACGAUCUCUAAGGUUUUUGAACAUUAAGACAACAAACUACUUGACAAGAUUUUCGUUUUCUAUGAUUGAUUAUGACACAACAAUUGAAAUACAAUUGUAUGCAUGUAGAACUAUGUUUAUUCUAUUUUUUCCUUGUGUAUAUGAAUGA